Apodemus sylvaticus (European woodmouse) is the source of this 1120-nucleotide messenger RNA. RefSeq names its product small integral membrane protein 29 (gene Smim29). The record is from RefSeq and is a predicted model, not a curated record. Lineage: Eukaryota; Metazoa; Chordata; Mammalia; Rodentia; Muridae. The transcript is spliced from 5 exons. Bases 159 to 467 code for a protein of 102 amino acids.
UCUCUCCCGGUUCUUUGAUCACGCGCCGGAGGACUCUUCCGGGGCCAGAGCCAACCCGAGGUGUUGCUGUCAGGGCUGCACGGCGGGAGGGGAGGCGCCCUCCCGAGGCCGGCACUGCCCAUGCAGCCCACCCACUCCGCCAUCUGGCUACUGAUGUCAUGAGUAACACGACAGUGCCCAAUGCCCCCCAGGCCAACAGCGACUCCAUGGUGGGCUAUGUGUUGGGACCCUUCUUCCUCAUCACCCUGGUCGGGGUGGUGGUGGCCGUGGUAAUGUAUGUGCAAAAGAAGAAGCGGGUGGACCGCCUUCGCCAUCACCUGCUUCCCAUGUAUAGCUAUGAUCCUGCGGAAGAGCUCCAAGAGGCUGAGCAGGAGCUGCUGUCUGACGUGGGAGACCCCAAGGUGGUACAUGGCUGGCAGGGCAGCUACCAGCACAAGGGGAUGCCCCUGCUGGACAUCAAGACAUAACCGCCCACAGGCCACCACUGGUCACCCGCCUGGAUAGGUACAGGGGCGCCUGCAGCUGGCAAGCCAAGCAAGCCUACCAGGCACUGACGGGCCGCUCUUCCUGUGGAGUGCGUAGCUUUCGCCAGCCUAUUCCCAUGGUGAUGGGAAUCCCAUGUAUAGUUGUACAUAUUUUGUAAAUAAAACUUGUGGCUUCAACUUGGGGUGGACUCCAUUGCAGGGUGGAAGAGGUGGCUGUAGGCGGCGGUUUUACCGUGUGAUUACACCGCAAUUACGGAACUUCACAACAGAAACUGUCCAGAAAAUGCUAUUUAUUCAAGUAACUGCAAAUAGGAAACCAGAGGGAAAGCCCCAGGCUGGGACAAAUACUGACCACUCCUCCCCCACAGAAUAAGGGGAGGUGGCCCUAAACCCUUUUCCCAACAAGUGGGCCCCUCCUCACCCCGCUGCAGCAUCCUGGGGCAGGGCCCCAUCUUCCCUAGUGUGGGUAGUUGGUUGGUAACCAGCCUGCUGUGCCCCAGCCCCCCUUCCCCUAGAGUGUAUUGUGAGGGGGGAAUACAGGCAAAACCGGGAGGAUGGACAUCAGGCGCUGGUAGCAGCAGCAAUGGUGGGUGUCUAAGAAUGAACAUUGAACAAAAAAAAAAAAAACAACACAA